Acytostelium subglobosum LB1 is the source of this 1635-nucleotide messenger RNA. RefSeq lists its product as hypothetical. The record is from RefSeq and is a predicted model, not a curated record. Bases 1 to 1635 code for a protein of 544 amino acids. The transcript has 3 exons. NCBI's taxonomy places the organism in Eukaryota, Evosea, Eumycetozoa, Acytosteliales, Acytosteliaceae.
AUGCCAGCAACCUACAGCACAACAAGACUCAACAACCUCGACUGUCAAAUGAGACAUUACGCCGGAGCCUACACUCGAGAGACGAUCAGAAGGAUUGCCCAACAGCUCAGCGAUGAUCUCAGGUUCAGAGGCUCUGCUGCUCGGCUCGAGGUUGCGAUCGAAGCAGGCGGCUGUGACGGCAAACACAAUGACUGCUUCUAUGACUGUCUCAAAGCCUCUUAUCCAGAGAAGGUGACCAAGCACUUUAGCAAGCCAUGGAUCUUCAAGCGAUUCUUCAAGUUGGAGCGCGAUGCCAAGGUGCCUCUCAAGCUCAGGUCAGCGAUCGAGGACAAGCUCAAGAUGCGCAUCAAUGUCAAAGGUGAUUACUGCAAGACAUCAACCAAGAACUACGUCAGAGUCGUCAAUCUCAAACUAACCAAGGAGCACUACACUCUAGACAAGGAGGGAGCCUUUGAGCCCAAGGGCAUCAUCCUCAAGCGAUACAACGAUGACAGAAUACUGCCAGUAGUGGCAUACAAGUGGGACGAUGACAACGAUCAGGUUCAGCUCUACGAUGGCACGUCUCACAUCACGAUGAGCAAGGCGGCACUCAUCGAGGAGCUCAAGAAACAAAAGUUCGACGGCAAGUGUCGAUACAUCAAGGUGGAGGCCGCCCUCAACCUAUUCAGCAAGUACAACAAGCAUGUCAUUCCAGAUAUCAUCGAACAAGAGGAAGCCAAGUGGAUAGCCAAGGCAUCGAAUGGACCAUUGAGGUUCGCCGACACAUACACUGGCCCUCUCUACAAGUACGACGUCUCUGGCAUGUAUGCCGCCAUCAUGAAGAGCAGCAGCUUCUCAGUGCCGAUCAAGAAAGGCGAGUUCCAUCAACUGACUGACGUGGAGCUCAGUGCCAAGCCAGGCAUCCCCUUUGGCAUCUACAGGGCGAUCAUCAAAGGUGAGCACAGAGCAUUCAGACCCAGCGAGGACAACUAUUAUACUCACUACGACCUCACCUUUGCGCAGGAGCUAGGACUCACGUUCAACCUGAUCAACGACAACAAGCACAAUGCCUUGCUCUAUCCUACUGGCAGAGUCAAUGGAAACAUGCUGUUCGGCAAGUUCAUCGAUCAGGUGCUCGACUGGAAGAAAGCAGGUGUGCCACGCGCCAAGGAGCUCUAUCAACGUCUCUGGGGCGCUCUCUCCAAAUACAACAAGAGCAAAGAGUAUGUCAACAUCAAGGCAGAGAGGAAUGUUGUCGUCGACAAGGAGCUCGGCAUCACUGACGUUUACUUCAAGGCCAGUCUCCCAGAGAAUCACUCGGUCGACGCUAUGAACAUCACGCACAACGGCAACGUCAUGGUCAAGUCAAUCAACAACCUCGACACGUUCGACACGCCAUUCGCUCGCAUCAUGCCAUUCAUCAUAUCUCGUGGUCGCAAGAUGAUUGGAACGAUAAUAAAGGACGACAUUGACUGUAUCAAGCGCGUGCACACCGAUGGAUUCGUCUCGACCAAGCCAUGGACUGUCAAGACUGGCAAGAAGUCAUUGGAUUACCCCAAGUUGGGCAAGGAGUGUGGCGACCUGCGCUACGAGGGCUACUGCCCCGACGCCAUUGUCAAGAAUAUGGCCAAGGUCGAGGGAACGUUCAUUGUUUAA